CCGGACCCGCGCAUGCGCCGACGCGGUGCCGGCGAUUCCGGCGCCCGCCUGGGUGCAGGAGCUGCCCCCGGCUUAAUGAUUGCCCAGAAGGUGGCUAUAAAGAGAGGCCGUGCAGCGGAGGGCACCAGGAACGCCUAGCUCAGCAGAUCUGGGCCCUGCGGAGCAGCGGGCGAGGGAGUUGGGGGCAGAGGCUCGGCGACCGAGCGGGCCUGGCAGCACCAUGGCGGCCCAGGGCUAUGGCUACUAUCGAACUGUCAUCUUCGCGGCCAUGUUCGUCGGCUACAGCCUGUACUACUUCAACCGCAAGACCUUCUCCUUUGUCAUGACCUCUCUGGUGCAGGAGAUCUCUCUGGACAAGGAUGACCUGGGCCUCAUCACCAGCAGCCAGUCGGCAGCCUACGCCAUCAGCAAGUUCGUGAGCGGGGUGCUGUCCGACCAGAUGAGCGCCCGCUGGCUCUUCUCCUCGGGGCUGCUCCUGGUCGGUCUGGUCAACAUCGCCUUCUCCUGGAGCUCCACCGUGUCCAUCUUCGCAGUCCUCUGGUUCCUCAACGGCCUGGCACAGGGCCUGGGCUGGCCCCCGUGCGGGAAGGUCCUGCGGAAGUGGUUUGAGCCGUCGCAGUUUGGCACGUGGUGGUCCGUCCUGUCCACCAGCAUGAACCUGGCGGGGGGGCUGGGGCCCAUCCUGGCCACGGUGCUGGCCCAGAGCUACAGCUGGCGCAGCACGCUCGCCCUGUCGGGGGCGCUGUGCGUGCUCGUCUCCUUCCUCUGCCUCCUGCUCAUUCGCAACGAGCCUGCUGACGUUGGCCUCCGCAACCUGGACCCCACACCCUCCAAGGGCAAGCCAGGCUCCCCGAAGGAAGAGAGCACCCUCCAGGAGCUGCUGCUGUCCCCCUACCUGUGGGUGCUCUCCACUGGCUACCUGGUAGUUUUCGGGGUGAAGACCUGCUGUACCGACUGGGGCCAGUUCUUCCUCAUCCAGGAGAAGGGGCAGUCGGCCCUCGUGGGUAGCUCCUACAUGAGCGCCCUGGAAGUGGGGGGCCUUGUGGGCAGCAUUGCCGCAGGCUACCUGUCGGACCGGGCCAUGGCAAAGGCCGGUCCGUCCAUCUAUGGGAACCCCCGCCACGGCCUGCUGCUGUUCAUGAUGGGAGGCAUGGCCGUGUCCAUGUACCUCUUCCGGACAACUGUGACUGGGGAUGUCCCCAAGGAUGUUGCGCUCUGGACUCCGGCUCUCCGCCCUCUCGCUGAGCUCUCAGGCUUUACGGAGCACGAGCUCUGGAUCCUCAUCCUGGGAGCUGUGUUUGGCUUCUCUUCCUACGGUCCCAUCGCCUUGUUCGGUGUUAUCGCCAACGAGAGCGCCCCUCCCAACCUGUGUGGCACUUCCCAUGCCAUCGUGGGACUCAUGGCCAAUGUGGGCGGCUUCCUGGCGGGUCUGCCCUUCAGCACCAUCGCCAAGCACUACAGCUGGAACACGGCCUUCUGGGUGGCCGAAGUGACCUGCACAGCCUGCACCGUGGCCUUCUUCCUCCUUCGGAACAUCCGCACCAAGAUGGGCCGCAUCCCCAAGAAAGCCGAGUGAAGCAAAGGCACUUUCCGGGACAUGCAUUUCCCCUGCAUAGUGCCAGGGCUGCCCUGGCCAGCUCGGAACCUUCCACUUGCUCUUUCUGGAAGUGACCAGUGGCUAAUGAGGCCCCGGCUGCCCAUCUUACACACUAUUUAAUGAUCGCCUUUGUCCUCAGACUCCAUCAGUUCCUAUUUUCUGCCUUCAGAAGCGGGAGUUUUUGUGGUCAGGGAGUCUUCCUUAUUCUCCUUCCUGGCCAGGGUUAAGGUCCUGCUGUGGCAGGUUCUGGGGGCCCCCCGUUUGGCCCUAAGGCCUCUCAGUAGGGGCCCCAGCUAAAGCCAGUGGCCCCCAUGCCCCCACUCCAGGGCCUGAGGUCACUCAGCAGUGCCCUGUGUCCAGCAAGGGGGUAAAGGUGCCAGGGUAGGGUGACUUGUUAUAGAUUAAAACUAGAUUUGAU
This is a messenger RNA of Sorex fumeus (smoky shrew), 2015 nucleotides long. It is a transcript of the gene SLC37A4, whose product is annotated as solute carrier family 37 member 4. The record is from RefSeq and is a predicted model, not a curated record. Gene Ontology annotation, molecular function: glucose 6-phosphate:phosphate antiporter activity. The transcript is spliced from 10 exons. NCBI's taxonomy places the organism in Eukaryota, Metazoa, Chordata, Mammalia, Eulipotyphla, Soricidae. Gene Ontology annotation, cellular component: endoplasmic reticulum membrane. Gene Ontology annotation, biological process: glucose-6-phosphate transport; phosphate ion transmembrane transport. Bases 221 to 1576 code for a protein of 451 amino acids.